Molecule: messenger RNA, 3669 nt
Organism: Sinocyclocheilus grahami
Lineage: Eukaryota; Metazoa; Chordata; Actinopteri; Cypriniformes; Cyprinidae
Product: FH2 domain-containing protein 1
Exons: 12
Coding region: 139-3600 (1153 amino acids)
Source: RefSeq, a predicted model, not a curated record
UUAGAAAAAGAAGUUUGAGUUGUGUUUUGUUUUUCUCGUGUUACAAAAGCUUCUGUUUGUUGUUUGAGCUCAUUGGAUCUUCAUGUUGGUGUUCAAGCUGUCAAUCAUCUUCUGACCCCGCCCACAUCCCCUUCUACUAUGAGCAGCAGUUUUGAGAAAGAGGGCGGGGUUGUUGCAUGGCCUCCCUCAUUAUAUGACCACACCCCUCAAAGCAUCCCCCCUCUGGCUCCUCCCCUUCCCCCUCCCCUUCCUGUGAGAAACCCUGAGGAGAGGAAGAGGAGGGUGAGGAGCUUCUUCUGGAAACCGAUUCCUGAAGAUCGUGUCAAGCAGCAGAACAGGCCGAACCUGUGGAGCAGCAGAGAUCCAUUCCACAUCGACAUCAGAGCCAUCGAGGAGCUGUUCGGACACGAGGACACACCCUCGUUCACAACAACCUGCUGCACGAUUGGACGAAGACACACUUCUGUGAAAGAUCUCAGGCCGCAGAUCACCAUCCUGGACUCCAAGAGAAGCUUGAAUAUCUGCAUUUUUCUGAAACACUUCAAAAAGUCCAGUGAGAGUCUUCUGGAUGAUAUUCUUCAUGGAAACACAGGCGUCUUCAGCGUGGAGUCUCUCAGAGAGCUGCUGAAGCUCCUGCCGGAGGACGAGGAGGUGAAGAAUCUUCAGAUAUUCAAUGGCAAUCCUAAAGACCUGGCGCCGCCUGAUGCUUUCAUACACAAGCUCAUCCAUUUACCCAGGUAUGAGGUCCGUCUCGAGGCUCUGCUGUUAAAGGAAGAGUUUUUCCCUUCAUACACCGUCAUGAAACAUGACAUGACCAUCAUCCUGAGCACCAUUAAAGAGCUGUUGAGCUGCGAGGAGCUUCACGAUGUCCUUCAUUUAGUGCUGCAGGCUGGAAACAUCAUGAAUGCUGGUGGAUCUGCUGGUAACGCCGUGGGCUUCAAACUCUCGUCUCUGCUGUCAUUGGCUGAUACGAAAGCCAACAAGCCUGGAAUCAACCUUCUGCACUUUGUUGCUCUGGAAGCUCAGAAGAAAGAUCUAAUUAUGUUUCCAGAGAAACUUCAGCAUGUUCAGCAAGCAGUGCGAGUGUGUGUUAACAGCAUAAAUGAUGAGUUUCACACUCUGACCAGAAGAGUUCAUCAGUUACAGCAAACCAUCCACUCAGAUGAUGAGCUCCUGACGCAGCUGCAGUCCUUCCUACAGAGUGCCGCUGCAGCUCUGGAGGAUCUGAGGAUCAGUAUUGAUGAGGUUCAGAGGGAAGGAGACGCUCUGAUCGAUUUCUUCUGUGAGGACAGAGGCGUCUUCAAACUGGACGAGUGCUUCCGAAUUUUCCAGAAUUUCUGCUCCAAAUUCAAAAAAGCAGUUCAGGAGAACGCGGAGCGAGGAAUGUGGGAGGAGUCUCGGCGCAAGCGUCUGAAGGAGUCGGAGGACAAGCGGCACUCGUGGGCGGGGCAUGGGGAUAUGGGCGGAGUCUCCAUCUUGCGGUCCAAUAGUGAAGCAGAUGUGGCGGCGGUGUUAAAGAGGGAGGGGCUUCUGGAGCUGCUAAAGACGAGCAGUCACAGUCCACGUCGCUCACCGCAACAGAAUAGCGUGACCUUUGACCCCUGUGGAUCGGAUACACUCGUAUUUCCUCCAAUACACUCGCUCUCCACCACAAACAUGACAGAGGAGCCAGAGAUCCCAAAUAAGACUCUUUCCGUACAAGAAUCGCAGAACAAUGACCUUCAAACACAGGAAAAUACAGGAAAAACAUUGGGAACUACAGAACUGACUCCAGAUGUGACCUUUGACCCCUUUGGAUCGGAUACAAUUGUACUUCCUCCAGUACUCUCACUCUUCAUCACAAACACGACAGAGGAGCUAGAGAUCCAAAAUAAGACUCUUUCCAUGCUAGAAUUGCAUAACAACGACCUUCAAACACAAAGCCAGGAAAUAUCGGGAAAUACAGAACUGACUCCAGAUGUGACCUUUGACCCCUGUGGAUCGCAUACACUUGUACUUCCUCCAAUACACUCGCUCUCCAUCUCAAACAUGACAGAGGAGCUAGAGAUCCAAAAUAAGACUCUUUCCAUGCAGGAAUCGCAGAACAACGACCUUCAAACACAAAGCCAGGAAACAUCGGGAAAUACAGAACUGACUCCAGAUGUGACUUUUGACCCCUGUGGAUCGGAUACACUUGUACUUCCUCCAAUACACUCGCUCUCCAUCUCAAACACGACAGAGGAGCUAGAGAUCCAUAAUAAGACUCUUUCCACGCAGGAAUCGCAGAACAACAAUCUUCAAACUCAGGAAAUUACAGGAAAUACAUUGGGAAAUACAGAGCUGACUCCAGAUGUGACUUUUGACCCCUGUGGAUCGGAUACACUUGUACUUCCUCCAAUACACCCGCUCUCCAUCUCAAACACGACAGAGGAGCCAGGGAUCCAAAAUAAGACUCUUUCCAUACAGGAAUCGCAGAACAACAUUCUUCAAACUCAGGAAAAUACAGGAAAUACAUUGGGAAAUACAGAGCUGACUCCAGAUGUGACCUUUGACCCCUGUGGAUCGGAUACACUUGUACUUUCUCCAAUACACUCACUCUCCAUCUCAAACAUGACAGAGGAGCCAGAGAUCCAAAAUAAGACUCUUUCCAUUCAGGAAUCGCAAAACAACGAUCUUCAAACACAGGAAAAUACAGGAACUACAUUGGGAAAUACAGAGCUGACUCCAGAUGUGACCUUUGACCCCUGUGGAUCGGAUACACUUGUACUUCCUCCAAUACACUCACUCUCCAUCUCAAACACGACAGAGGAGAUAGAGAUCCAAAAUAAGACUCUUUCCAUACAGGAAUCGCAGAACAACGACCUUCAAACGGAAAGCCAGGAAACAUCGGGAAAUACAGAACUGACUCCAAGCGUGACCUCUGACCCUUCACGAAUCAGUUUAGUGGUAGAAUCAGAGGUUGUUAAUGACGAAUCAGAGAGAAAAACUAAAGAUAUUGUCCAACCUACAAAAGAGUCGCUCAAAACCAGCACUGGAGCGAAACAAACAAUCAGCAAACGAACCUUCAUCUCUAAAAAUAGAGCAUCUCUUUCUGAGAAAUCACCGUCAUCUUCCAUUAAACCAUCGACAUCAUCUCCUAAAUGUGUGUCCGCCUCUGAAACCGCGAGUGUGAGGAAGCUCAUUCCUCUCCGGCAGCCCCGUAGUUCUUCUGCACAAAUUCAGGAGCGAACCAAUCGAAGCGUCCUCAGCCGCGCAAAGACGACGCAAGCGUUUCGUCCGGAGGAGAAGAUGUGUCGCGUUACACUCCGCAGCCUCGACUGUCCCAGUCCUCAAACCUCAGCGUGCAAUUCCACGGUCAAACCGCCCAGCUUCGCUCGCAACACCGUGGCGUCAACGACACGCCACGCCACCACUCCUGGAAACCAGGCUAAAGCGCCUGCACUGACCCGCGCGGCUUCACUAAGGCUCUCUCAGGUCCUCAAACCGAUGCAGAUGUCUGCAGAAAAGUUUCGCAUGUCACCCCCUGCUGGAUGCCUGAGGAAGAGCAGCAGCACCGCCCCUGAAAGUUCAAUGUUUACUUGCGGGUCUCGUGAUAAAAAUGUCAAGCCCACAUGGAAGUAGAGAGAAAGCUAUGAAUCAGAUCAGAAUCAGAAUGAGUUUUUAUUGCCAGGGAAUGAUGUCACAGCAGAG